This is a messenger RNA of Dermacentor silvarum, 1164 nucleotides long. Its product is annotated as putative deoxyribonuclease TATDN2. The record is from RefSeq and is a predicted model, not a curated record. Lineage: Eukaryota; Metazoa; Arthropoda; Arachnida; Ixodida; Ixodidae. Gene Ontology annotation, molecular function: hydrolase activity, acting on ester bonds.
CGAUGACGGCCACGCUGACGUCACCGCUGGUCAAACGCUGGCCUUAUACGCUCUCCUCGGAAGUGGGUCUCAUUGACACGCACUGUCAUCUCGACUUCCUAUUCCGCAAAACAGGACACCGAGGAUCCUACGCCCAGUUCCGCAUAAGAAAUCAGCAAACAUUCCCAUCCUGCUACGAGGGAUGCGUGGCCAUCUUCUGUGACCCAGCCACAUUCAAGAAGCGUCACCUGUGGCAGGGACUGCUGUCCGAACAAGGCGUUUGGGGAGCCUUUGGAUGCCACCCGCACAUGGCCCGGCAUUACGAUGAGGACGUCGAGGAGGACCUGAUCGCGGCCCUUGAGCAACGAAGCGUCGUCGCCCUUGGAGAAAUUGGCCUCGACUACUCCGCCAAGAACAAAUGUGACCGUAUGAUGCAACAACGAGUGUUUCGGCGGCAGUUGCAGCUGGCAAGGAAUGGUCGCCUGCCCCUCGUCAUUCACUCGAGGGAUUCCUCAAACGACACUCUGCGCAUCCUCAAGGAGAUGGUGCCCGGAGACUGGCCAAUACACCGGCACUGCUUCACCGGGGACUGGUCCGAGGCGCAGCUGUGGAUGGACACGUUCCCCAACCUGUGCCUCGGGCUCACUCCACUGGUGGGAUUUCCCAACGCCGGUCCUGUAGCUGAGGUCGGCCGCAGGAUUCCACUGGAGCGCCUGCUGCUGGAGACGGACGCGCCAUACUUCCUCCCGAAAAGCGAGUCCGGUCGUCUCGCGCAGUCGCAUCCAGGCAUGGCCAUCCACGUGGCCACCUGGUUGUCCAACGUCCGCAAGAUUCCCGUGCAAGACAUCCUAGAGGCAGUGCGAGAAAACACCCGAGAGAUUUACAGAAUUUGACCUGAAAGCAAAUCCGCAAGUUUUUCCUUGUCUUUCAUGGUCAAAUAAUACAGUGACCAGCACCCACAGAUACUGCUAGGCUAUAUCACCGCGUUUUUCAUUUAAUGGGAAACCCACGUGGAAGUUACUGCGAUGUAUUUUUCUUUUCAUUUUGUGAAGAUUUUAAUGCCCCAGUGGGCAUUUUAUGGCUAGAAUCGACGCUGCAGUCGAAUAAAUUCGAGCCACGUUGGGUUCUUUAACGUACACCUAAAUCUAAUAAUAAAGGGGUUCUUGCCUUCCGGCCCCGUGUGAA